CCAGCUAAUUCCUUGUGCAAGUAGGCUUUUUACACAAGCAAAAGGAAAAACACAAUAUUUUUUUUAAAAUUGCUUUUAAUCUCAUAAAACCUAACAGAGAAAUUAAGCACUGAUACCUAGUGUCUGAAGCCACUUUAAAAUUGUGUUUUCAAAAUUACCAAAUUUCAGGCUUAUUAUUUGUUAAUGAUGAGCUAUUUCAAAGAUGUAAAAAUAUUAUUUUGGCAGAAAAUUUCCUGUUAAGAUAAAAAAACUGGAUGCACACAGAACAAAGAUAGUGUGAGGCCUGGGUACUGCCUAUGAGGCAAAUGUUAGCAGCAGACAGGAAAACAGCAGCUGUGCACCAUUCUUGGACACAAAGUCCUCAGGAGUCACGAGGUUAGUGCAGGAUCUCUUUUUUCAUGCCUGGUUUUGCUGACUACAGAGUCACUUAGUCAACUAUAAUAAUCAGAAUAAAAGUCCUCUCCUAAAGUUAGACUAGUUUAUGCUAAUCUAUGGCAAGGAAAAGCAAGUCAAAUCUGUCAGAAUUGUGUCUAGAAGAAAACAAAGAUCAGAUAUAUGAAAAUGCCCUUGCUGAGAUCCAGUCCUUUGAGUUGCCUCUUGGAACCACACUAAGGUCUGUAUAUGAUGACCAACCAAAUGCACAUCAGAAGUUUAUGGAAAAACUUGAUGCCUGCAUACGUAACCAUGACAGGGAGAUAGAAAAGAUGUGCAAUUUUCACCAUCAGGGCUUUGUGGAUGCUAUUACAGAACUUCUUAAAGUUAGGGCUGAUGCAGAAAAAUUAAAGGUCCAAGUUACUGAUACCAACCGAAGGCUUCAGGAUGCUGGGAAAGAGGUGAUAUCCCAAACAGAGGAAAUCAUCCGAUGUAGAGUUCAACAGCGGAAUAUUACAACAGUUGUGGAAAAACUACAGUUGUGUCUUCCAGUGCUGGAAAUGUACAGCAAAUUAAAAGAACAGAUGAAUGUAAAAAGAUACUAUUCUGCUUUAAAAACAAUGGAACAGCUUGAAAAUCUAUAUCUUCCUAGAGUUAGCCAAUAUCGGUUUUGCCAGAUAAUGAUAGAAAAUCUUCCAAAACUGCGUGAAGAAAUAAAAGAAAUAUCCAUGUCAGAUCUAAAAGAUUUCUUAGAAAGUAUUCGAAAGCAUUCUGACAGAAUUGGGGAGACUGCCAUGAAGCAGGCACAGCAACAGAAGACCUUUAGUACCACUCUUCAGAAGCAGAAUAAUGUAAACUAUGGUCGGAAUAUGCAUUUAGGUAGAAGCAGAAUUUCAGAAUCCAAGAAUGAAAUGACAUUGAAGCGAACAUUUGAAGAUGAUGAUGAACAUGAAGACGAGGUUUUGACAGCCCAAGAUCUUGUAGACUUUUCUCCAGUCUAUAGGUGUUUGCACAUCUACUCAGUUUUGGGUGAUGGAGAAAUAUUUGAAAAUUACUACAGAAAACAAAGAAGGAAACAAGCACGAUUAGUUCUGCAGCCACAGUCAAGCAUGCAUGAAACAGUAGAAGGCUAUAGAAGAUACUUCAGCCAAAUUGUAGGUUUCUUUGUAGUAGAAGACCACAUUUUACAUGUAACCCAAGGAUUGGUAACUAGAACAUAUACUGAUGAACUCUGGAACAUGGCCCUUUCCAAGAUCGUUGCUGUUCUUAGAACACAUUCAUCAUAUUGCACUGAUCCUGAUCUUGUUCUGGAAUUGAAGAAUCUCAUUGUAGUAUUUGCUGAUACUUUACAGGGCUAUGGUUUUCCUGUGAACCGACUAUUUGAUCUUUUAUUCGAGAUAAGAGACCAGUACAAUGAAACGCUUCUUAAAAAGUGGUCUGGAUUGUUCAGGGAUAUUUUUGAAGCAGACAACUACAGCCCUAUUCCUGUAGCAAAUGAAGAGGAAUACAAAAUAGUCAUAAGCAAAUUUCCUUUUCAAGAUCCAGAACUUGAUAAGGUUAGGAUGAAGCAUCCUCACAUUUUACAGCAGUCCUUUCCAAAGAAGCUUCCAAUGUCUCAGUCAGUGCCUCAGAUUUAUAUGCAGGUCAAGGAAUUUAUUUACGCAAGCCUUAAGUUUUCGGAGUCACUUCACCGCAGCUCAACAGAAAUAGAUGAUAUGCUCAGAAAAUCUACAAAUUUGCUGCUUACAAGAACCCUAAGUAGUUGUUUACAGAAUCUAAUUAAAAAACCUCAUAUAGGUUUAACAGAGCUUGUUCAAAUCAUCAUAAACACAACACACUUGGAACAAGCCUGUAAAUACCUUGAGGAUUUUAUAUCAAACAUUACAAAUAUUUCACAGCUGACUGUUCACACUGCAAGACUUUAUGGACUUUCUACGUUUAAGGAUGCAAGACAUGCUGCAGAAGGAGAAAUAUAUACAAAACUUAACCAAAAAAUAGAUGAAUUUAUUCAGAUUGCUGAUUAUGAUUGGACAAUGUCUGAAUCAGAUGGAAGAGCCAGUGGAUACUUAAUGGACCUAAUUAACUUUUUAAGAAGCACGUUUCAAGUUUUUACUCAUUUACCUAAUAACAACAAUGACCAUGCAGCUAUGUCGGGAAAAGUGGCCCAGACAGCUUGCAUGUCAGCCUGCCAGCAUCUUUCAAUGUCCCUAAUGCAGAUGCUACUGGACAGUGAAUUAAAACAAAUAAGCAUGGGAGCAAUUCAGCAGUUUAAUUUAGAUGUGAUCCAGUGUGAAUUGUUUGCUAGUUCUGAGCCUGUGCCAGGAUUCCAGGGAGACACCCUGCAGUUAGCUUUCAUCGACCUCAGACAACUCCUGGACCUCUUCAUGGUGUGGGACUGGUCCACCUACCUGGCUGACUACGGGCAGGCCACCUCCAAGUACCUGCGGGUCAACCCCAGCACGGCCCUCACGCUCCUGGAGAAAGUUCACAGAGGAAUGAAAGACUCCAGCAAAAAGAACAACAUUUUUGCUCAAUUCAGAAAGAAUGAUCGUGACAAGCAGAAGCUAAUAGAGACUGUAGUAAAGCAACUUAGGAGUUUAGUGAAUGGUAUGUCCCAGCACACAUAGGCCUCUUAAAUCAACAAUAUCUCGUCAUGCCAAGAGGUGUUUCUUAGCCACUAUUUCUACUAAGCAGAGUGAUACCAGUUAGGACAUUUGUUUGACUGAGUAAAGGAGAAAUGCAGUAGAUGGAUUGUACAUGGAGUCUUCAACAAACAAUUCUUUGUACGUAUUUUUAAUGGUUCGAAUACUAUUUUGUAUAUUGUAAACAAAUGGUAAAAAAUGAGACUGUACAAUAAAAACCAGCGCAAUCGUAUUGUACAUGGAACAGCUGAACUGUAAAUACGUUAUUUAAAUAUCUGCAGAUAUGGUGUCCAAAAUUUUGCUCCGGAUAGGAAUUAUUUGAGAAAUGAUCCCUUAGUUGCUAUUUUCUGGUUGAAUCCUAAUUUAAUGUUUUUAAGCAUUGAGAUACUUGUGUUUCAGAUGCUGCCUAUUGUUUUCCUGCGUUAAAUGUAUAUUAGCCUUAAAGUGACUGGACAUAAUUUUGUAUAUCAGAUUUUGUAGUCUGGAGGUAUGACAAAGUCUUCUGAUUUUUAGUACCUUUGAAAACUACCUGAGAACUAGACUUGAUACCUAUUUAGUGUUAGGACUUAUAGGCUUUGUUCUCCAAAAGGGUUUAAUCUUGAGGUCGUGAAUGUAAAUAACCAUUUGAGUUCUUUAUAAUGUGACAUUUUGUUUCGUUUUGGUUUUGUUCCUCAGGGUUACUAAUUCUAUUUUGUAAGAUCCCGGGUUCUUUUUCCCAGGUUGCAGUAAGGAAUAGGUUUGCCGCUGUUGGUUUCGUGCCGCAUCUGUUUGUCAGUAUGCGCUUUCUACCGCCAGCCCCAUCCCAGCGAUUAGCAUUUUGUCCCACCACCGGUCUCUUUGCACUGUCCCCUCCUGGCUAUUUUAGACACUAAGAGAAUGUCUAACAAAUACAAACCAAAUGGAACGUGUAAAAAUAAUGUACAUUUUUGCUGUAUUUUUAAGUUAUUGACGGUCUAAAUACAGUAAGAUAAACCUC
Molecule: messenger RNA, 3990 nt
Organism: Lepidothrix coronata (blue-crowned manakin)
Lineage: Eukaryota; Metazoa; Chordata; Aves; Passeriformes; Pipridae
Gene: EXOC6
Product: exocyst complex component 6
Exons: 25
Coding region: 492-2999 (835 amino acids)
Biological process (GO): exocytosis; intracellular protein transport; Golgi to plasma membrane transport
Cellular component (GO): exocyst; membrane
Source: RefSeq, a predicted model, not a curated record